AUGUUGUUCACGAACCCCUCAACGGCAGCUCGCGAGAAUAUGGCCAAAAAUCGUGGCCAGCCAGGCGUCUGGUUUGCCCAUCUUGCGGACUAUCGUGAGCCGCAACCCAAACCACGUGUUCGCCUGGCAAAAGCGCUCUCCAUAGCACGUCGUAACCAGCCGAACAGGUCUAUGGCUACCCUGGCGGGAUUCGAGCCCAUCUCCGACCAGGGUAAGUCCAGACCUGAAAGUAAGCCCUGGUGCUGGAAGGACUGGGAGAAUGAGGCUGACGAGUGCUGGGAUGAUGUAGCGUUGACACCGGCUCGGGUGAGAACGGAGAAGGCCGCGGAAAACGCUAAACGAUUUGCCGAGCAGAAGAACACUUGGCACGACUUUGAAGGCAACCUUCGCUACCAACCGACUCCGAGGCAGCCGAGACUGGGACCCGGCGAGGAGGUUCAGGUGAGUCGAGAGCUUUAG
Messenger RNA from Protopolystoma xenopodis, 459 nucleotides. NCBI's taxonomy places the organism in Eukaryota, Metazoa, Platyhelminthes, Monogenea, Polystomatidea, Polystomatidae. The record is from the annotation of a GenBank genome assembly.